Molecule: messenger RNA, 1761 nt
Organism: Mirounga angustirostris (Northern elephant seal)
Lineage: Eukaryota; Metazoa; Chordata; Mammalia; Carnivora; Phocidae
Gene: VMA22
Product: coiled-coil domain containing 115
Exons: 5
Coding region: 47-604 (185 amino acids)
Biological process (GO): vacuolar proton-transporting V-type ATPase complex assembly
Source: RefSeq, a predicted model, not a curated record
GGCAACCUGUGAGGAGGCUGGUACCAGACCUCAGUACCGUGGGCCCAUGGCUGCGCCGGACGUAAGGGCGCAGGUGGACUCGCUCCUUCUGCAACUGCUCCGGGACCUGGAAGAACUGGAGGCGAAGCGGGCGGCAUUGAACGCUCGGGUGGAAGAGGGCUGGCUCUCGCUCUCUAAAGCUCGCUAUGCCAUGGGUGCCAAAUCUGUAGGUCCUCUGCAGUAUGCCUCCCGCAUGGAGCCUCAGGUCUGCGUCUACAUCAGCGAGGCCCAGGACGGACUCCAGAAGUUCUGGGUGGUGAGAGCCAGCGCCCAGACUCCAGAAGAGGUGGGGCCCCGUGAAGCAGUCUGUCUUUCUCCAGCUUUGCGCAGGCGCAAGGGUCUCACCAGAACCCCAGAGCUGGAGUCCUCCCCAGCCCCCCGGGACCCUCUGAACUGGUUUGGAAUCCUCGUUCCUCACAGUCUGCGUCAUGCCCAAGCCAGCUUCCGGGAGGGCCUGCAGCUGGCUGCAGACAUGGCCAGCCUUCAGAUCCGGAUCGACUGGGGUCGAAGCCAACUCCAGGAGCUCCAGGAGAAACUCAAGCAGCUGGAGCCUGAGUCUGCCUGACUUGUGACCAGAGGCGGGCAGUGAGCACAGCUGUUCUUUGGUGUGGCUGCCUUAUCUCAGGCCUUCUUCCUUCACAGAUUGCCCCUGCCCCUAUUCCCACCCCAACUAAUCCCUGCUCCUUAAAAUUUCUCUGGUUUGCAUGUUUCUAGCUUUGUUAGGUGUGAAAGUUUGAAGAGGCAAACUGAAUAAUGUUGAAAGUCACUACUGUGAAACCACUUCUAAGCUUGUAUUCUCCUAGGACACAUUCAUGUGGGGCAGGGGCAAAGCUGUUAGGUUAGUUCAUAAAUAACCAGAACAGCCUCAUUGAUAUAUCAGUUGUGGCUUCUUUACAGGAUGAAAUACUGCACAGUUAGUGGCAGGGAAGGACAACAAAUAGGUGCUUCAGUUUAACUAGAUUCUCAAAACUAAUUUUGAUGUAGGAAAAAAAGCAAACAUGGCUAACAAAUCAGGACAGUUUGAUUCCAUGUCAAUAAAAAACAUGAACACCUAAGUAGAUAGGUAGUCCUUGGCAGGUUUUAAGCCAGAAAGUAGAAAAGAUCUGACUUAGAUUUUCAAGGGAACUCUAGGAACUCUUCCUUUAUCUUUAUAGGAGACUGAGCUGCUUUUAAUUUUUGAAGGGCCAAAUGUAUUUCAUGUGCUGGGAUCUGUGUCCUUGCUUCAUUUUCCUACUGGGUUGUUGGUAUUUUUAGUAGUUUCUAGGAGGUAAUCUUUAUGCUGCGGGAAAAUUAAUCCUUUGUUCAUAAUAUGGAAUGUAAAUAUUUUUCCCAAUUUCUCUUGUAACUUUGCUUAUGGUGUUUUUUUUUAAACCUUUAUUGUAAAAUAAAACACAUUAAACUGCACAAAAUAAUUGAAUAGUUUAAUGAAUAAGGUGAAAGCUAUAGUAACCACCACCCAGUUCUCAUAUUUUUUUAAAUUAAUUUUAUUGAUUUAAGAGUUGACUUUAUCAAUCAGCUGUUUUAUCAUCUCUGAAUUUGGGGUUGUAAAUGAUAUGAUAAAGGAAUUCUCCAGUAUUUUCCUUAAGAACUUUUGUGGUUUCAGUGAGGUAUGGGGUGAAUCCUGCAUCCAGCUUGUUUUUUCUACCAUAGGUCUACAUACUGUAUGUUGAACCAUUGAUUUGAGAUGUCACCUUUUUUUCUUUCACAUAAACCCAUACCGUA